AUGCUCACCGCUGCCACCAUCCGAACGGCUGUUCGAGCCUCGCAGGCCCCUCUCCUGGGCGCUAUGUCGCUACCUGCCGUGCGUCAGUUCAAGAGUACUUGGGCUCACGUCAAGGCUGGACCUCCUGACCCGAUUCUCGGUGUUACCGAGGCGUUCAAGCGCGACCAGGACCCUCGCAAGAUCAACCUCGGUGUUGGUGCCUACCGUGACGAGAACGGAAAGCCUUAUGUGCUCCCCUCGGUGCGUCAGGCCGAGGAGCUCGUCAUCACCGCUAAGGGUGACAAGGAGUACCUGCCCAUCACUGGUCUCGCCGACUUUACCAAGAACGCCGCCGUUCUCGCCUACGGCAAGGACAGCGCGCCCAUCAAGGAGAACCGCAUUGCUAUCACCCAGUCGAUCUCGGGAACCGGUGCUCUUCGCAUCGGUGGUGCUUUCCUGCAGCGACACUACCCCGAGGCCAAGACCAUCUACCUGCCCACACCUUCGUGGGGUAACCACACACCUAUCUUCCGUGACAGCGGUCUUGAGGUGAAACAGUACCGCUACUACGACAAGAAGACGGUGGGUCUCGACUUCAAGGGCAUGAUUGAGGACAUCAAGGCGGCACCUGCCGGUUCGAUUGUCCUGCUGCAUGCGUGCGCGCACAACCCCACCGGUGUCGACCCCACCGUCGAGCAGUGGAAAGAAAUCAGCAACGUGGUCAAGGAGAAGGGUCACUUCCCCUUCUUCGACAUGGCCUACCAGGGCUUUGCCAGUGGUGACACGGACAAGGACGCCUUUGCGGUGCGCCACUUUGUCGCCGAGGGCCACCAGAUCUGCCUCUCGCAGUCGUUCGCCAAGAACAUGGGUCUGUAUGGUGAGCGUGUCGGCGCGUUUUCGAUCGUCUGCGCUGACCCUGACGAGCGUGCUCGUGUCGACAGCCAGAUCAAGAUCAUCGUUCGGCCCAUGUACUCGAACCCACCUAUGCACGGUGCCAAGAUCGCCGGUACCAUCCUGGCCGACCAACAGCUGUACCAGCAAUGGCUCGGUGAGGUGAAGGGCAUGGCCGACCGCAUCAACGGCAUGCGAUCCACACUCAAGGACCUGCUCGUGCAGGACUUUAACUCGAAGCUCAACUGGGAUCACAUCACCAACCAGAUCGGCAUGUUUGCCUUCCUCGGCAUCUCGCCCGAGCAGGUGGCCAAGCUAGUCAACGAGCACCACGUCUACCUUACUGGAGACGGCCGUAUUUCGGUCGCUGGUAUCACCGACCACAACGUCAAGCACCUCGCCGAGUCGCUGCACAAGGUCACCAGCUAA
Mycosarcoma maydis (corn smut) is the source of this 1299-nucleotide messenger RNA. RefSeq names its product putative aspartate aminotransferase. The transcript has a single exon. The record is from RefSeq and is a predicted model, not a curated record. Gene Ontology annotation, cellular component: mitochondrion. NCBI's taxonomy places the organism in Eukaryota, Fungi, Basidiomycota, Ustilaginomycetes, Ustilaginales. The coding region runs from base 1 to 1299 and encodes 432 amino acids. Gene Ontology annotation, molecular function: L-aspartate:2-oxoglutarate transaminase activity; pyridoxal phosphate binding. Gene Ontology annotation, biological process: biosynthetic process; L-aspartate catabolic process.